AGGAGGCAUUUGUGAGGACCAUAUCUUACGAUGGUGUGGAGAACCUGGUUGAUGAUGGUGUGGAUGACACAGAGGCUGAGGCAGGUAGUCAGGUACCAGAGACUCAGGUCCCAGACACUCAGGAAACAGACACUCAGGCCACUGGUUCAGAACCUCAGCCCAGUGCACCAUCUUCAUCAGGCGUUCGGGGUGCCGAGUACACUGAUUUAGUGGCGAGGUUGGAUAGGAUCGAGGCUGACACUCAGGGUCUGUAUGCUGCUCAUGUCGAGCUGAAGAAGGCAUACGAGACCAGCCAUGUAGAGCUGAAGGGUGGUCAGAACAUAAUUAUGGAGCAGCUCAGAGACAUAUUGGCCAUGUUGAAUCGUCCGCCAAUGACAGCUUCAGCACCGGAGGCCCCAGCAGAUCCAUCUACCCCACCACCAGCUGCUUCACCCCCAGUAGAAGAGGAGGAGGUCUUCCCCGACGAUUACGAUCCUUAUGAGGGAGCUCCAGCGACUCCGAUCGAGGCACAACCUGUUAUCCAUGUACAUGACACCGAGUCGCAGGGUGAGAUUCUGUCGAUAGAAGCACAACCUGCAGUGGUUAAGAGUCGGAAGAGGAAGAGAAAGCCUCCUGUAUGGUUCGGUGACUAUACGGAGAUGAAGAGGAGACAUAGGCCAUCUUCGACUUUUGAUCCCCUGGAGCCACCGGAUGAGAAAUUGUUAACCACUUUCCGAAAGUGGUGUGUUGGACUCAUUCCGAACCACCGACUUCGGGAUUUGAGAAGUGGUGAUUACGGUCCAGGAUUCUUUUGGAUAAUGCUCACACCAAAGGAAUGGCUUACAGAUGACCAUAUAGAUGCAGCAAUGCAUAUGCUGAGGAGGCGACGCACCGACUAUCCACUGACAUUUCCUCAGAAGGGUGUCAUCCUCUCCACAUUCGUGACCAGCAUGAUCAGCAGUGCAUGGACGAGCCACAAGGGUCCGAGGAAAAACUUUGUGUGGGAGGAUUAUAUCCUGGACUACUGCAGAGGGGUUCAUAAGUCCCAAGUCUUUGAGAGAUGGAGGGGUAACGAGUUUAUUUACUUCGUUCUGAACCUUCCCGAGGCAAGGCACUGGGUCACACUUGAAGUCGACAUAGAGCUGUGGAAAAUUAAUGUCUACGACUGUGAUUCCAGCGUCUGUCAUUGGACCGCCAUGGAACCCAUCCUGAAGACUUGGGGAGAACUGCUGCCCUCGCUAAUCCUUGCAACCGGGGAAUUUCCACAUAACAACCAGAUCAUGGCGUUAACUAACAGGGACAUCAACGUGCUUCCAAAAAUGCAUUCGACCCGAGCCACUCACGACUUAGUUCCGAAGUCAACAACCAGGUACAUAGCGAUAAAAAAGUACUAUAGUAUUAAAAUAUGUUUUACGUUAGACUGACUUUACAUUUUAUUUUGCAUUUAGUGGUGAUUGUGGCGUCUAUUGCAUUGAGUAUGUGGAGCAUCUCAUGAUGCAACGUGGAUUGACCGAUGUGACGCCAGACCGGAUAGCUAUGUUUCGUCAACGGUGGUGUGUUGAUUUAUUUUACCAAAAUGUCGGCUGAUUAUAUGUGUAAUUAUUGGGACAUUGUAUAUUUUGUGUAAUUAACAUUACAGUUAUGUAUAUAUAGACCUUCUCUUCGUUCAAAUUUUGAUAAUUAUUCGUGGUUUCAAAUAUAAA
Molecule: messenger RNA, 1682 nt
Organism: Cannabis sativa
Lineage: Eukaryota; Viridiplantae; Streptophyta; Magnoliopsida; Rosales; Cannabaceae
Exons: 4
Coding region: 327-1403 (358 amino acids)
Biological process (GO): proteolysis
Molecular function (GO): cysteine-type peptidase activity
Source: RefSeq, a predicted model, not a curated record